Messenger RNA from Nomascus leucogenys (northern white-cheeked gibbon), 4660 nucleotides. It is a transcript of the gene ENGASE, whose product is annotated as endo-beta-N-acetylglucosaminidase. Lineage: Eukaryota; Metazoa; Chordata; Mammalia; Primates; Hylobatidae. The record is from RefSeq and is a predicted model, not a curated record. Gene Ontology annotation, cellular component: cytoplasm. Gene Ontology annotation, molecular function: mannosyl-glycoprotein endo-beta-N-acetylglucosaminidase activity. Gene Ontology annotation, biological process: protein deglycosylation.
AUUGGCUCUCGGCGGGCGCGGACAGUGUCAUGGAGGCCGCGGCGGUGACGGUCACCCGGUCGGCUACACGGCGGCGGCGGAAGCGGCAGCUGCAGGGGCUGGCGGCCCCGGAGGCGGGGACGCAGGAGGAGCAGGAGCUGCGGCCGCGGCGGCGGCGGCGGCCGGGAAGGAGCAUCAAAGAUGAUGAAGAAGAGACAGUCUUUCGAGAGGUGGUCAGUUUUUCCCCGGACCCCCUGCCAGUUAGAUAUUAUGACAAGGACACCACCAAACCUAUCAGCUUUUACUUGUCUUCGCUGGAGGAGCUCUUGGCGUGGACGCCCCGCUUGGAAGAUGGCUUUAAUGUGGCCCUGGAGCCCCUGGCGUGUCGCCAGCCCCCUCUGAGCAGCCAGAGGCCCCGGACUUUGUUGUGUCAUGACAUGAUGGGAGGGUACCUGGACGACAGGUUCAUUCAGGGCUCGGUGGCGCAGACUCCCUAUGCAUUCUACCACUGGCAGUGCAUCGACAUCUUUGUGUACUUCAGCCACCACACCGUCACCAUCCCCCCGGUGGGCUGGACCAAUGCUGCACACAGGCAUGGGGUCUGUGUGCUGGGGACUUUCAUCACGGAGUGGAAUGAAGGGGGAAGGCUCUGUGAAGCCUUCCUGGCUGGGGAUGAGCGCUCGUACCAGGCAGUGGCUGACCGGCUGGUCCAGAUCGCUCAGUUUUUUCGUUUCGAUGGCUGGCUGAUCAACAUCGAGAACUCUCUGAGUCUGGCCGCUGUGGGGAACACGCCUCCUUUCCUGCAGUACCUCACCACACAGCUGCACCGGCAGGUCCCAGGGGGCCUGGUGCUCUGGUAUGACAGUGUGGUGCAGAGUGGGCAGCUCAAAUGGCAAGACGAACUCAACCAGCACAACAGGGUCUUCUUUGAUUCCUGCGACGGCUUCUUCACUAACUAUAACUGGCGGGAGGAGCACUUGGAGCGGAUGCUGGGGCAGGCUGGGGAGCGCCGGGCUGAUGUGUACGUGGGCGUGGAUGUGUUUGCUCGGGGGAACGUGGUCGGAGGCCGAUUCGACACAGACAAGUCGUUGGAGCUGAUCCGAAAGCAUGGCUUCUCCGUGGCUUUGUUUGCCCCCGGCUGGGUGUAUGAGUGUCUGGAGAAGAAGGAUUUCUUCCAGAACCAGGACAAGUUCUGGGGCCGGCUGGAGCGUUAUCUGCCCACACAUAGCAUCUGCUCCUUGCCUUUCGUCACGUCCUUCUGCCUGGGCAUGGGUGCACGGAGGGUCUGCUAUGGCCAGGAGGAGGCAGUGGGGCCCUGGUACCACCUGAGCGCCCAGGAGAUCCAGCCCUUGUUUGGAGAACACAGGCUGGGAGGGGAUGGCCGGGGCUGGGUGAGGACGCACUGCUGCCUGGAGGAUGCCUGGCACGGAGGCAGCUCCCUGCUUGUCCGGGGUGUGAUCCCACCGGAGGUUGGAAAUGUGGCUGUGAGGUUAUUUUCGCUGCAGGCCCCAGUGCCACCCAAGAUUUACCUGUCCAUGGUGUAUAAGCUUGAGGGGCCCACGGACGUCACAGUUGCUUUGGAGCUGACCACAGGGGAUGCCGGCAGCUGCCACAUCGGUGGCAUCUCAGUGUUGAACGCAGAAACAAGCUCAAGACACAGCCUCCGACCCCUCCGGGUGCCCCCCACAAAGCUGGCCAGAUGGGUGGGCCGCUGCGGCCGGCAGCUGAGUGGGGGCUGGGUCCAGCACUGCUACGAGGUGAGCCUGCGUGGGUGCCUGCUGCUAGACCUGCUCGUUUGCUUCUCACGGCCACCAGGUAGUCGGGAGGAGGAGAGCUUCACCUGUCGGCUUGGAGAGAUCCAGGUGAUGCUUCCCAGAGGGGCUCCAGCUGGGCUGGCCGUUUGUCCAGCUGGAGUGGGGGUGGAGGGUGCCCCAGGCCGCCCCCUUCUUGGGUUCAGCGGGGAACUGGGGUGGAGGAGUCAGGGAGGGGCAAUGUGUGGGUGGGGGAGCCCUCUCCCUGCCCCCGGGUGUCCGGCCGUGCUGAGCCUUCUCUCCUGCCAGGUGGUGGAUGCUGCCAGCCUGCUGGCCCCUCUGCCCCAGGUGCAGGCCGUCACCAUCUCUCACGUCCGCUGGCAGCCGUCCGCCUCUGAGCGGGAGGGCCCCCCUGCUCUGCUCCAGCUCAGCUGCACCCUGCACUGGUCCUUCCUCCUGUCACAAGUCCGUUGCUUCCGAAUCCACUGCUGGGGAGGUACGCAUGAUGACUCUCCGGGCAGGGAGCUGCCGAGGCCAGAGAUGCCCAUGUUCCUGGGGUUGGCUUUUGCCACCCAGUACCGGAUAGUGGACCUGCUGGUGGAAGCCGCCGGGCCUGGCCAGGAUCGUCGCAUGGAGUUUCUGGUGGAGCCUAUCCCCAAGGAAGGGUUCCGGGUACCUCAGGCCGAAUGGGGCAGGGCAGUUCUGCUUUAUUCAGCCCCUGCGUGAGCGGAUGCUAAGGCCGGGUGGUCUCCCGGCCUCGGGCUGAGGCCUCUUCCCGGCUGUCUGCCCCUUGCCUGUGCUGGACCUGCUAAGUGCCCGCAGUGGCAGCGAGGUCCUGGUCCUGGGGCUGGGGCGGGAGACGCCGGGCUGAGUGCUGUGGCUUUCUGGUGGGGGGCGAUGGAAACAGGAAACCAAGCAGUGGGAUCACAGCGUUGGUCACUGCGAGGCGAGUGGCGGGCCUUCUGUUUCUGCCUUGUCCCUUCCCACGGUACAUUGUUCCCAGGUGAAAAUGAAAGGAGGGAAGGAAGUUGAGAACAGAAAAUUCCAUAAAGGAUAUUUCCUAAUAGGCUGCAAGAUGCUGAUGCUGAGAAUGAUUUUCUUUCCUGCAGAUGAAACUAUUAGAAAGGCUCUUAGAUUGUGGCACGUAGGCUUUGGAGCAGGUGCCGAGAUGUUUCUGAGAAUGAGGAUGAGCUACAGCAGCUCCUGGGGUGGGGCUGCCUGCAGGAUGGUGGGAGAGGAUGCCCUGGAGGACCCUCCUCCCAGUGUGAAAGGCCCUUUUCACUCAGGAGUGGGCAUUCUGGGCCAGCCGGCGCCGGCUUCGUGCCUCCACGUGGGCCAGCCCCAGCUGCUCCGUGUUUCCUGGCGUUGGCAAUUUACUGUGCUGCUGAGUGUGAGGUCAUCUCCGGAGCGUUUUCGGCAGCCCCUGGCUCUGCUGCGUCUUUUGCGGGCUGUGGGCCUGCAGGGAAGUGGCUCCGAGGCAGUCUGUGCUGUGGCCCUGCCUCUGCCCAGUGAGAGGCCGUGGGCUCUGGACAAGCCGCCCUUCAGGCUUGGGUAGCAGUCAGUCCAGGCAGGAAGCAGCACCUGCCCCCCACGCCAGCCCAGCCCCAGCCUGAGUGCAGGAGCUGCAGGACCCGUGGGGGCUUUUCCAGCUACUGUGUUCCUUCACGUCCUCCCUUCUCAGCCUCAUCCAAGCACCGGGAAGACCUCCAGGCUUACUCCUUGAGCAGGAGUCAGCACAGGUGCGUGGGGGCGUGAGGGAGGCAGGGUCUUCACCACAGGCGCCUUCCUCUGUCCUUCCUGCUCUUUCUUCUCACCGCCGCCUCCCCUCUGCCCAGGCCUCUGCAGCUGCACAGCCUCGGCUACACCUGGGCUGCCUGGGAGGCUUCCCGGUGUGGUGUCUGGACCCCAUGGCCUUGGGUCAUCCUGCGGCUGGUCUAGGUGGGGUCUAUUGUGGUCCUUCCACAGUGUCAAUGGCCUGAAGUCCCUUGCUUUUGGGGGGGUCUCUCACCCCCAGGUCACACAAGGCUAGUGGUAGGAGUUCCCUCUAUGUCGGGCAAUGCUGAGGGCUGGGAUGCUCUGUGACCCCAGCUGGAGCCCACACCUAAGGGCUGGCAUCCACAUCAUUUCACCCUGCGGUGAGGGGAGAGGCCACCAGGUGGCAGCACAGCCACACCCGUUCCCAUGUCCAGAAGAGGGCAAGGCUGGGUGCUCAGCGCCACUCUGAGCCGAGGCUCCUUCCAGGGGCUGAAAUCCACCUUUCUCCGUCUUCCUUGCCUGCCUGGGUACUCAUACCAAGCAGAGACUGGGAUUAGGGGUUCUGUGCUCUUGCCUAAUUAGGAACAUUCUUCCAUGUCUCUUGUGUGGUCCCAGAAGUGUUUGUCAAGGAUAUGGGGCAGGAGGUUCCCUCUGCUGAUCCCCUGCAGCCUGGAGCCACCCCAGGGACUGUCCUGGGUGGAGGGCAGGUGAACACAAGCUGCCGCCACCUGGAGCCACUCACUCGACUUUUUUUCAGCUGUGACCGUUCUCGGGAGCUCUUUGAGCCUUUCUGUCUCGUUUGGAACCGGGGGAACAAGGAAGGGGCUCCUGGCCUCUGUGUCCUCUGCAGUGGGGGUUGUUGGGGGACGCAGCAUCCACGCCUUGCUGCCCUUCUUUCAUGAAGUCUAUUUUUUAAGUGCUGGUUCCCCCGAAUAUUUUAUGCAGAGGAGGGAAAAUUUAUAGUGGCAAUUAUUUUCUCACAGUCUGGUGAGCAGGCAAUUAGGAGUAAGGGGGCCUAGUAGAGCGUGGCGUGUGGCAGAAUUGCACCGCUCCGGCUCCCCAGCCCCACCGCCACGCAGGGCUUGCGUGCGGGAAAAUUAAUAUGCCGGUGUUUAAGCCUGUGCCCCUCUGCUGGGUGUAACUGCUCUGAAAUAAAUGAUCUGACAUUGUGAAAA